AUGACUGCUGAAAGCCACUCUGCUCAUUGUCAAAGAAUUCCGUCACGACCUAGACCUAUCUCACCGGUACCUCGUGACCGUGAAGAUUUACGGCGUCAGAUUGAACGGAAUCGCAUGUCAAGACAUAGUGCCGAAGAAAUCGAGGUUCUCCGUAAAAGAUUGGCUGAAAUUGAGACUCGACAGAAGUCACAAGAAGAUUCUCCCCGACAUGUCUCGACGUCGGGAAAUGUAACCGUUGAAGCCGAUUCGCCUUUGGCUCCAGAACUUACUGCGGAGGCGCUCCCUGCCAAGGUAAAAAUCCCACAAAUUGGCAUGUAUGAUGGGACCUCGGAUCCAGACGCGCACUUAGGCCAUUAUACGUCGUGGAUGGAAUUGCAUGGAGCUUCGGAUGCUUUGAGAUGUCGGAUGUUUUCCCUCACACUGGGGCCACGGGCACAAAAGUGCCGGCUACUUUUCAAGAAUUCCUCGAUGUCGGUUCCUAGUUUCGACUUCUCGGUGAAGGAGAAUAAGACUGAGUCAGAUGCGAAGAAGAAGAAUAAGAAGAAUUUUGGGAAAGCGCAAUAUCGAAAUUACUCUAAGGGGUAUGAAAGUACUCCGGAGUCCAGAGCUGCCCGAGAUCAGUAUGCCGAUAACGUGAGGACAGGCUAUCAAACCGUUUAUUCGGCCGGAGCAGCCACAAUUUUUAAAGAACUGAAAGGAAAUGGAAUUAUUCCUGAUCCAAAACCAGUAAGAACUUCUGAAGAUAAGCUGGAUAAAUCUCGAUACUGUGCGUACCAUAAAUCUCCGGGACACAAUACCGAUGAAUGCCUCGACCUCUUAUCGGCCCUUUUACGUUUGAUUGGUCAGCCUCAACUUCAAAAGUUAAUAAAUUUUGACAAUCGCCAGAAAGGGAGGCCC
Molecule: messenger RNA, 897 nt
Organism: Striga hermonthica
Lineage: Eukaryota; Viridiplantae; Streptophyta; Magnoliopsida; Lamiales; Orobanchaceae
Source: the annotation of a GenBank genome assembly